This is a messenger RNA of Prunus armeniaca (apricot), 1503 nucleotides long. The record is from the annotation of a GenBank genome assembly. Lineage: Eukaryota; Viridiplantae; Streptophyta; Magnoliopsida; Rosales; Rosaceae.
AUGGAGGGUUCAAUCAGGUGUUCUGCUAACUACAUCCCCCUCUCUCCAAUCAGCUUCCUGGAGCGCUCGGCCAUAGUCUACAGAGACAGGCCUUCUGUUGUAUACGGAAGCAUCAUCUACACUUGGAGAGAGACACUUGAACGAUGCACCAGACUCGCUUCUGCUCUUUCCCAGCUCGGAAUUUCUCGUGGAGAUGUGGUAGCUGCAUUGGCUCCAAAUAUCCCAGCAAUGUAUGAGCUCCAUUUCGGUGUUCCAAUGGCAGGCGCAGUUCUCUACUACCAACUUUUCCAUGUUGCUAAAGGAGCAUUUGACAUUCUGUCCAAGACUAGAACCAAGCUACCUGUUCUAGUCUUAAUCCCAGAGAGUAAUCAAUUGUCCCCUGAGUUCUGCAACCCCAUUUCUGGGAACUUGGAAUAUGAGAGCCUAUUAGGAAGGGGAAAACUCGAUUUUGAGAUCCAACGGCCAAAGACGAAUGGGAUCCAAUUUCACUCAACUACACUUCAGAUGCCCUCAAUGCCUGUGUAUUUAUGGUGUGUGCCCAUGUUUCAUUGCAAUGGCUGGUGCCUCACUUGGGCUGUGGCUGCUCAGGGUGGCACCAAUAUCUGCCAAAGAAAUGUCACUGCAAAAGGAAUAUUUAGCUGUAUUUCUCAGCACAAGGUGACCCACAUGGGUGGUGCACCCACCGUUUUAAACAUGAUUGUAAAUGCACCAGAAAAUGAGCGAAGGCCACUUCCGGGAAAGGUAAUAGUCAUGACUGGAGCUGCACCGCCACCAGCCCAGGUACUAUUCAAGAUGGAAGAACUUGGGUUCAAUGUAACCCACUCAUAUGGUUUGACAGAAACUUAUGGUCCUGGGACAGUUUGCAGUUGGAAGCCUGAAUGGGAUUCCCUGCCUCGGGUUGAACAGGCAAAGAUCAAGUCUAGACAGGGGUUGCAACAUCUUGGCAUGGAGGAACUCGAUGUUAAAGAUCCUGUGACCAUGAAGAGUGUACCAUCUGAUGCAAAAACCAUGGGUGAGGUUAUGUUCAGGGGCAACACCGUGAUGAAUGGAUACUUGAAAGAUCAUCAAGCAACAAGGGAUGCAUUUAAAGGUGGAUGGUUUCAUAGUGGGGACUUGGGGGUGAAACACCCAGAUGGUUACAUAGAACUAAAGGACCGUUCGAAGGAUAUUAUCAUUUCUGGGGGCGAAAAUAUUAGCACAAUUGAGGUGGAAUCAGUGCUUUUUAGUCAUCCAGAUAUUCUUGAGGCAGCUAUUGUGGGAAGGCCUGAUGAAUAUUGGGGGGAGACACCUUGUGCAUUUGUGAAGUUGAAGGAUGGCUGUAAAACUGGUACAGAGGAGAUUAUUAAGUUUUGUAAGGAUCGGUUACCCCAUUAUAUGGCUCCUCGAACAGUUGUUUUUGAAGAUCUGCCAAAGACUUCGACCGGGAAGGUGCAGAAGUUUGUAUUGAGAGAAAAGGCUAAGGCCAUGGGAAGCCUCACCAAGAACACCAUCAGCAAACUGUAA